Aspergillus japonicus CBS 114.51 is the source of this 1191-nucleotide messenger RNA. Its product is annotated as FAD-dependent oxidoreductase. Lineage: Eukaryota; Fungi; Ascomycota; Eurotiomycetes; Eurotiales; Aspergillaceae. Gene Ontology annotation, cellular component: mitochondrion. Bases 54 to 1067 code for a protein of 337 amino acids. The transcript has 3 exons. The record is from RefSeq and is a predicted model, not a curated record.
CGCCAGAAUCGACUAUACAACGUCCGCCUGUCGCAUAUCGAGCAGGUCAACCCAUGCGUGCGACUGCUGCAACUAACCAUCCCCCCCGAGGUGCAGAGUCCGGAGGAGAACAACCAAGAAAGCGACCAAGAAAGUCCCACCCCGAACCAUUGACCUUCCUCCCAGGCCAAUGGCUCGACGUCCAUAUCCCCUCCAUCUCCAACGCAGGAGGCUUCAGUAUCACAUCCACCCCCGCGGACGCACAAGUCCUUCCCUCGCUGGCCGAGACAGCCUCCGUGGAAGCCAUCGCCAACGAUGAAGCGGGCCUGCCCCCGCUCAACUCCGGGGGUCGGUCGCCAUACGUCGAGCUCGCCGUGCGCCACGCGCCCUCGAAUCCGGCCAGCGCGUGGCUCUGGAGGCCCACGGAGGAGAUCCUGGGUUCCGAGCUUAGCAUCCGUGUGGGAGGGAGCUUUGUGUGGCCGCCGUCCGGGGUGCGGUUGACUGAUAUCCAGAAUGUGGUUUUCAUUGCCGGAGGAGUGGGAAUUAACCCUCUCAUCUCCAUGCUCUCCCAUCUAAACAAUGACGAUGAGAUAACCACCACGCUCCGCCAUCCAUCCUUCAACAUCCACUUCCUGUAUUCCACCAAACUCCCCCAGCCAGGGACGACGACAACAACAGCAACAGCAACAGCACCCGCACCCGCACCCGCACCCAUUACCCAAUCCCCCGAGAGCGCACUGGACCAGAUCCUCUUCCUCUCCCGACUCCGACAUAUCGUAAACAUCCAGUCGCAGCUCCGUCGUCUCCGGAUCACGCUGCACCUGUUCAUCACGAACCUAGACGAGAAGAAGGCCUCUCCGCUUCUCGGACACCCAUUCGACGAUGACGAUGACCUGCGGAUACACCGUCGCCGGAUCAACGCCGAUGAUCUGCGGGCCGCCGCGGCAAGCGGGGACGAUGGGACGAUCGAGCCGGGAAAGACGGUAGCCUACGUGUGCGGACCGCCGGGCAUGACGGAUGAGAUCGUGGGGAGAUUGGAGGGGUUACUUGGUGGCAGAGAAAGGGUGUUCUACGAAAAGUGGUGGUAAUCAAAAAACAAAAGGGGGGAGGGGGGAUCCAUACCAUAAAAUUGGUUGGGAGAAAAGUAAGAAAGAAACCACAGUAGUCCAGAACAAAAAACUCGAUAAACAACGAUAAUGCAUUCAAAUAGCA